Messenger RNA from Exophiala bonariae, 948 nucleotides. RefSeq lists its product as uncharacterized. Bases 1 to 948 code for a protein of 315 amino acids. The transcript has a single exon. The record is from RefSeq and is a predicted model, not a curated record. NCBI's taxonomy places the organism in Eukaryota, Fungi, Ascomycota, Eurotiomycetes, Chaetothyriales, Herpotrichiellaceae.
AUGGACGCCCACGCGCAUCUCCUCUCCCUGGGCUGGGCAGGACCUGGUCACGCACUCGACUCGAAACCCUACCAGCAGAAAGGCCACCGGGGACUCGCGUAUGACCCGGCCAAAUCGUCGAAUACAGGAAACGGUCUUGUGAAGCCACUCCUCGUGUCACAACGCAAGGGCCGCCUAGGGAUUGGCAAAAAGGCCCAUGAACCGCAGGCCGGGAACGAGUGGUGGUUGAAAGGCUUUGAGAGCGCGUUGGGCAACGUUGGGAAGAGUGAGAGUGAACGCAGCAGCGGUGCUUCCACACCGGUGCCUUAUUCCAACAAUGGCCGCAAACAUACUGGCCUGUAUAGUUUUUUCAUCAAGGGCCAGCAGAUGGCCGGGACGAUAGGCGAGGAUGGAGAGAUCAUAGGAUGUAAAAGGCGGAAAAUUGAUCUUCUAGACAGCGGACAUGACCAAGACGACAGUUCUUCGUCACGCCAGACGACUGCAACCGGGUCGAAGAGGUCGAAACCGGCCCCAGCCGUGGAAUUCGAGCUGGUCUCCGAGUACAUUGCACUGAGAGACAAGGAUGAGAAGCGGAAGAAGAGGAGUGGAAGACUCAGCCCUGUCACAGAAUUCCGACAGGUAGCCGAGUACAUCCAAACUCGAUCAGAGAAAGAGACGAAGAAACGAAAACGACAGUCUGAAGAAGAAGAGUCUGAGAUGGCGGAUACUCCCUUGCCGGACAACGAAGCUUCAGCGGCCGUCGAAACAAAGGAAGAAAGACGAGAGCGGCGGCGGCAGCGUCGGGAAGAGAAGGCGAAAACACGUGCAGAGCGCACCAAGAAAGGGUCCUCCAAGUCGGAAACGGUUCAAGAUGGCAGCGACAGCGAAGAAGACCCGGCUGUCAAGGCUGCUCGCCGAGCCGAACGCAAGAAGCGGAAAGCAGAGAAGGUGGCCAGGCUGUUGGAGUGA